UUCCCCAAAUGGCCACAGCAACAAAGGCAACAAAAAGCGUUUACAGAUUAUUUGUGGGUAAUUUGCCGUGGACAGUCAGUCAUCAACAGCUGAAGGGAUACUUUAAGGAAUUUGGCCGUGUCAUCAAUGCCAAUGUAGUGUUCGAUAAAAAGACCGGUCUAUCACGAGGUUAUGGAUUUGUCACUGUAAACAGUCUUAAAGCGGUGCAAGCAAUUGAAAACGAGCAAAAACAUACGCUGGAAGGCCACUAUUUGAACAUCCAAAAAACAUAA
This is a messenger RNA of Musca vetustissima, 272 nucleotides long. RefSeq lists its product as uncharacterized. The record is from RefSeq and is a predicted model, not a curated record. The transcript has a single exon. The coding region runs from base 9 to 272 and encodes 87 amino acids. Lineage: Eukaryota; Metazoa; Arthropoda; Insecta; Diptera; Muscidae. Gene Ontology annotation, molecular function: RNA binding.